Fulmarus glacialis (Northern fulmar) is the source of this 2277-nucleotide messenger RNA. It is a transcript of the gene PP2D1, whose product is annotated as protein phosphatase 2C-like domain containing 1. Gene Ontology annotation, molecular function: protein serine/threonine phosphatase activity. The record is from RefSeq and is a predicted model, not a curated record. Gene Ontology annotation, biological process: protein dephosphorylation. Lineage: Eukaryota; Metazoa; Chordata; Aves; Procellariiformes; Procellariidae.
AUGACAUUGGAGGAAAAAUCUCAGGACAAAACAAACCCACCUGAUUUUGAACUUUCCAGAGAUGAGGAAGAUCAGCUGGAGAAGGUUACAAUUGCACCUGAGAAUAACAAUUCCAAGUGCAUUUCAAUUUUUUGCUCUGCAUGUCAACAAACAAUAUAUCCAUACCACAUUCUUCAUCAUAAAAAAAACCACAAAGCCCUAACUUUGCUGGGCUUUGAUAGCCCACAAAUAAAGACUGACAACAAAAUACUUUUGGCUCAGAGACAGAAACUGAUUUCAAAAUUGACCAAGAUUCCUAAAUAUUCUGAGACACAUAAGCAGAAGAUUGAUUAUUCAUUUGAAUUCCUUAUGGACAAUCAUACUCCGACAUCAUAUUGUGAUCUUGCUAAUAUUAACAAUCCUAGUACUCUUAAGAAAGUAAAUAAUUCCUUAAUAAAAGCAUUAUCAAUUUGCCAAGAUAAAAAUUCCACAUGGCAGGGACACAUGGAAGACAGAUUUAUUGUGCUCGACAACUAUGGAAAUAGGUCAGAUACAUGUUUUCUGGGGUUAGUUGAUGGCUCUCAUGGUGUGACAGCUGCAGAAACAGUUGCAGCAGAGCUUCCACUUUUAUUUCUUGACCAGCUUGCUCAAACGGAUUCCUCCUACAAAAAGAGUGAGGAUGAACAGCAAAUUCUAGAUUCUUUUGCCACAGUAAUCAAGGCAGAUUACAGGGAAAAAGAGAAGAUUUUCUGUGAUAAACCAGGCAAUGACAAGACCAACAAGACCAAUACUUACGAAUGGAUUCACAAAGCGUAUGCCAAGUCCUUUUGGAGAAUGGAUAGACUUUUACGACUGGGAAGGAAUGAGGUUUCCAAAGUUCGCUGGAGUGGCUGUUCAGUGGUUACCUGUUUGGUGGAAAGAAUCCACAGUGAAGAGGCAGAUGGCAUUGAGGAAGAAGAACGAAAACAUUCUAGAAACACCACGCAUAGUCCAUUAGCCAGGACAGCCAAAGGUGUUGCUGGGUUACUACACAUCGCUAAUAUAGGUAAUGCACAUGCAGUCUUAUGUAAAAACGGAAAAACUCACUGCCUCUCAAAAGAGCACAGCACUUCUAAUGUAAGCGAGAGAAAACGCAUACUUCAGAAUGGUGGACACAUCAGCACUAAUGAACCGGAUGGAUUAGUAGAGGGGUACCUGAGAACUACAAGGGGUCUUGGACAUCAUGGAGAUCCAGUACUGAAAAGAUCUGUUAUACCUGUACCUCAUACUAUAUCUGUCCCCAUUGAUGAUACUUGUCAGUUUCUUAUUUUAGCUUCUAAUGGACUUUGGGAGGUUUUGGAUUACAAUGAAGUACUUGCAUUAACUCUAACAACAUUCACUCAUUAUUUGAGAAUGUACGAAUGUGUUCAACAAAACGGGACUUCUCUGUGUAAGUGUCAGUAUUUGAUGCCCCUCACUGAAGACAACUUAAAUGACUCAAAGGCUACUAAAGAUCUGCAAGAUGGAAUAGAGAUACUGUAUUCCAAUAAAGACAUUUUUCUCACUGACUCAAAAGGCAACCUGAAACAAAAUAAGCCAAAAUGUUCUAGGAGGAAUUAUUUGCAAAGUGAAGAUGGAGUUCCUAAGGAAACUGAUGACCACAAAAAUCAAGCUGAUCCAGGACUGUCUCUUUUCACUAACAAUGAAGUAAAAUCACAGUACAGAGAUAUAAAACAGGCCGAUUCUAGCACACAAAGUGGCUCUGAAGAACUGAAACAGUUUGAGGACAGAAAAGUUUAUCUAUGUAACAAUCUUCAGCCACAGCCACAGACUGCAGAGCAAGAAGAAACAGACACUGGUAAUUUCUGUGCGACAGGUCCAAGUCACACCCAUAAACAGCUGCGAGAGAAUGUACUGGCAAUAGGGUCUAAAGACAUGAAACAGCCCCCAAAAGAUACAAAAGCAUGCCUAUCUAAUUAUGACUCAGGUCCACAACUGGCAGAAAAAAUGGACUCCAAGAUAUUUUGUGACAAACCUGCAAGUUACGCUGGUCAAGAACUGCUAAAGACUGUAUCACCAGUGGGUUCUAAACCACCACCACUGUUUGAAGAGGAUACAAAAACAUACCCGUCCAAUUGCGAAUCACGAACUGCAGGAAGAGGCAGAGUCACCUCUGAGACACUCUACAACAAUGCAGCAAGCUACAUUAGUGAACAACUGGUAAAGACUGCAUUAGCUGCCGGUUCAAGAGACAAUAUUACUAUUUUGAUUGUACUUCUAAAUGGAUGCGAUAAAAUACCCAAUUACCUCAACAUUUAA